CUUUGUUUUCAUUACUAUUUGCAUUUUGUAGGCAUUCUUGUUUCUGUUGGGCAUUGGAGUUAGUUGUUUGCUUCUUGUGCUUUAUAUUAUAUUUCAUUGUUAAAGUGGAAGUGAAUGCAACAAUGUCGACGUGUGAUAGUCAGAGGGCCGAGGCCUCGAGGGAUAACGUUUCUCAAAAUUCUGUAGAUGAGGGUUUACCGCGAGAGCUUAGCCAACUUAGCCUUUUGAGUGGCUCCAGUCCAGAUGAAUUUCACUGCAACAAAGGGCAUUCCGAAGCAACAUUAAAGAACAUUUUUGGAUAUUACCAAUCACAGAAACUCUGCGAUGUAGUCCUUAUUGCGGGUACUUGCAGAAUUCCUGUCCAUAAGUUGGUGUUAGUAUCCUGUAGUGAAUAUUUUGCUGCAAUGUUCAUGGGUUCACUACAAGAAUCAAAAUCAUCAGAAAUAACAUUAGAGAGAGUAGACCCUCAGGCUUUAAAAACCUUAGUGAAUUACUGUUAUACAGGUAUCAUAGAAUUAAGCGAAGAUACUGUAGAAGUCAUAUUAUCAACAGCCACACUUUUACAAUUGAACGUAGCAGCAAAAGCUUGUUGUGAUUUCUUAGAGAAACAACUUGACCCAUGUAAUAGUUUAGGUAUUGCAUUAUUUGCGGAGCAACAGUCGUGUCUUAGUUUACACAAAAGUGCUAUGGAGUAUACAUAUCAACAUUUUAUGCAGGUUGUAAAAAAUGAUGAGUUCCUACGUCUAAGUGAAGAGCAGCUGUCAAGUUUAUUGAAUUCAGAUGAUCUCAACGUAGUAACCGAAGAGAAUGUCUUUGAGAGCUUGAUGUUGUGGGUACAACAUGACGUCGCAGAUAGACAGAAGUAUCUCCCCAAUUUACUCAAAUUUGUGAAACUGCCACUAUUAUCAUCAGAGUAUUUGAUAGACAAAGUAGAGUUUUCUUGUGGUAAUGUGGCGGGAUGUCAGCCAUUGAUAAUGGAGGCUGUCAAAUGGCACUUGUUGCCUGAGAGGAGAUCUCUGCUCUUCUCUCACAGGACUCGGCCACGAACUUCUACUAUUGGAAGGUUAUUAGCUAUUGGUGGAAUGGAUGGUUACAAGGGUGCAAGUAACAUGGAGAUGUAUGACCCGCGCACAAACACAUGGAGUCCCUAUAUGCGAAUGGGCGCGAGACGGCUUCAGUUCGGUGUUGCCGUGCUUCAGAAUAAAUUGGUUGUGGUUGGCGGACGGGAUGGACUUAAAACGCUCAACACGGUGGAAUGCUUCGACCUGACUUCUUUGAGUUGGAGUACUCUAGCUCCCAUGAACACGCACAGACAUGGGUUAGGCGUGACCGUAUUAGGUGAAGGGCCAAAUUCGCCCAUUUACGCUGUGGGAGGACACGACGGCUGGAUUUACCUCAAUUCUGUUGAGAGAUGGGACGCGUGCUCUCGCUCAUGGACGAUAGUAGCGAACAUGUCCGGCGCUCGCAGUACGUGCGGUGUUGCCGCUUUACGCGGACGUCUCUACGCGGUUGGUGGACGCGAUAGCGGGGCUUGUCUCCGCUCAGUCGAGUGUUACCAUCCCGCUACUAAUCAUUGGACGGCCUGCGCUCCCAUGAAUCGACGCAGGGGAGGUGUCAGUGUAUGUGCCGCCGAUGGCUACCUGUACGCUUUAGGGGGCCACGAAGCCCCCGCAAACGCCACUGGGGGCCGCCUCGCGUGUGUCGAGAGGUACGACCCCAUCGCCGACAAUUGGGUGCUACUCGCAAGGUUGUCGUACGGUCGGGACGCGAUCGGGUCGUGUCUUUUGGGCGAUCGAAUCAUAGCUGUCGGUGGGUACGACGGCGUAAAAUACCUAUGUGUAGUGGAAGUGUAUGACUCUGAGUCCAACUGUUGGCGCAAGUUAGCCCCGCUAACGACAGGCCGCGCAGGCGCAGCUGUCGUCGCGAUACCUCCGCCGAGGUUGUGCUGAUAUUCGUUUGUGUUUCGAAUAACUUUUCGUAAAACAACUUUUAUCAAUUCACUCUAAGUCUUAUACUUAUAAUUGUAAUAGACCUCUGCACUUAUUACCAUAUUAAGGUUGUUUAGUACUUAUUACUCUUAUGGUAAUGGUUAGUGGACGCAGUUACGCACUUAACUCUCAUUAGGUCCGUUGUGCGUAAAGUCCUGGCUAACUAAGCCAGCCCCUUCCAGAAGCACAGAAGUCUCCUGGGAACUUCGCAGGCGUCACGGAGCGACCUCACCGCUCUGAUGAUUUCUGUACGUUGGUUAGCCACAGGCACGCAUUCUAGGACUACGUGGGUGACUGAUUCCUCUGCGCUGAAACGGCCUCUGCACAUGGGGCUGUCUGUCGCGCCUAGGACAAAAAGUUUUUUAUUAAGGAGAAGGUGGCCCUGACCUGCCUCAUCAACAUGAUGUGGCCAAGGCUACUACUCUGUAGAAAACUAUACUACUUGUGAUAAAAAUCUACGUAUUUUUUUGUUUUAUCUGACAGAUACUUAACGACCCAAGUGGAGAACACAGAACAAGAAAGUCUCAAGUUUUUUGUCUUAAAGACAAUUCAGUAUUAAAUUAACUUGCCAUUAUAAGAGGCUUUUUGGAUUCCUAUUCAAAAUAACGGAAACGAUACAAUUCGGAGACGUUAACUGUGAUAAAAAUCAACUAUUAAUGAAAAUGCAUUGCAACAUUCCGGUACAGAAAUACUUUUUUGCCAUGGUAACACUAAACCAUCGGAUUUUUUUUUAGAUUUAACUGUAACGUGUCACGUGACAUGACUAUAUAUAAUACUCACUAUUUUUAAUCAGUUUAAAGACUUUUUUUGAAAUCGUUAUUAAAUGUAUGUAUUACGACAUAUACGUAAGACUCCACGGACAUCUAAUCUGGCAACCCUGUCGUCAAAGUUAGUUUUAAAUGUCUAUGGCUUCAGAUGUGUUUGUGGUGUUAUGUUAACAAUUUUGGUGCAUUUAUUUUGACGUGUAAAGAAAAGUAGGAUGGCGCUUUUGCUCAAAAUACUAUAUUUCGUAAAUAAUAGAGAAAAUAAAUAAUAAGCUAGUUAUUUUCUAUUUGUGAUCUCAGUUAAAUUUAUACAUUUUUUUACUGUUUUUCUUUCAAACUUGUAUACUCGGCUUAUAAGUUUUAAAGAAAAAUAACGUAUUGUAACGCCAUCUGUGGGUAGAAGUAAAAAUUUCCUAAUAAUUGGUUUUAUUCCUCAAAGCACGUCAGUAUUACGAUUAUGACUUACAAUGUUUUUUCUGUGAUUUUAAGACUAAAGUAUACAUUUAUUUUAUAUCCUUUUUUGGCUUUAAGUAUAUUAUUUUCAAAUAUCGAAUGUCUAUUUUAAGUUUUGUAGCUCUUUAUUUAUAAGUUACCCUCGCUAAUUAUUCGAAUAGAGGUGUGAAUUUUCGGAGUAGAAAAUAAAUCUUAUUAAUAGUUUUAGAUUUAGAUAAUACAUAGUAACGGUUGUUGGGUACAUAGCUAAUAGUAAUUCUUAUAACCGAAUAAAACAUAGACGCUUCCUAAUAUUAAUUUCGAACGCGUUCUUUGUUUCAUUAAAACGUUGUCACCAUAGACAAGAGUCGAAACCGUGCGUUUUAUUGACAUUGGCCUAUCAGUGAUCACGUCAUAUCAUAUCACGUAACAACGUGUGUUAGUAGACUAGAGAUGCUGUUGACCAAUCACAAUCAAACGAAACACGCCGUUCCGUCUUACGUUUUACAUUCUCACUCCCCUUUCAAUGGUUUUAAUGUUGAUUUAAAACUUUUCCACUUCAAUAUAAAGUCGUAAAGCCACAUUUAAUUACUCUCUAUAUUUUUUUUUAAAAUAAAGUGAUUUUUUGUGCAUUUUCUCAAAACUAGGAAACAUAAAAUAUAAGUUAUUAGCUAUUGACAUCUUAGCAUCAUAUGGAAAUGAGCUCUUGAUUUUUUAUUAAAAAUGUUGAGACUGCAAUAAAACUGUGAACGUAACUAAAUAUCAUUUCUAUUUUCGUGUAAUAAAAUAUUCUUGAAUAAAUAA
Messenger RNA from Pieris napi, 3988 nucleotides. Its product is annotated as kelch-like protein 5. The record is from RefSeq and is a predicted model, not a curated record. The transcript is spliced from 10 exons. NCBI's taxonomy places the organism in Eukaryota, Metazoa, Arthropoda, Insecta, Lepidoptera, Pieridae. Gene Ontology annotation, molecular function: protein binding. The coding region runs from base 123 to 1949 and encodes 608 amino acids.